Molecule: messenger RNA, 1996 nt
Organism: Homarus americanus (American lobster)
Lineage: Eukaryota; Metazoa; Arthropoda; Malacostraca; Decapoda; Nephropidae
Product: basic proline-rich protein-like
Exons: 1
Source: RefSeq, a predicted model, not a curated record
UCUGUGUCACACCUACCACCGGGUCCCUACACUGGGUCCCCCCACCGUCCCCCUGGGUCCUACCACCGGGUCCCCUACCACCGGGUCCCUCGUACCUACCACUGGGUCCUACCACUGGGUCCCCUACCACCGGGUCCACUACCACUGGGUCCACCUACCACUGGGUCCCUACCACUGGGUCCCCUACUGGGUCCCUCCACCGGGUCCACCUGCCACUGGUCACCACCGGUCCACCUGCCACGGGUCCCCUACCACUGGGUCCACCUACCACUGGGUCCCCUACCACCGGGUCCCCCACUGGGUCACCUACCACUGGGUCCACCCCACUGGGUCCCCCUACCACUGGGUCCCCCCUACCACUGGGUCCACCUACCACCGGGUCCACCUACCACCGGGUCCCCAACCACCGGGUCCCACAACCACCGGGUCCACCUACCACCGGGUCCACCUGCCACUGGGUCCACCUACCACUGGGUCCACCUACCACUGGGUCCACCUACCACUGGGUCACUACACUGGGUCACCUACCACUGGGUCCACCUACCACUGGGUCCACCCUACCACUGGGUCCACCUACCACCGGGUCCACCUCACUGGUCCACCUCACUGGGUCCACCUACCACUGGGUCACCCCCCACCGGGUCCACCUACCACUGGGUCCACCUACCACUGGGUCCACCUACCACUGGGUCCACCUCCACUGGGUCCCCCACCACUGGGUCCACCUACCCUGGGUCCACCUACCACCGGGUCCACCUACCACUGGGUCCACCUACCAGGGUCCCUACCACUGGCCCGUCCUGCCUGGGUCCCCUACCACCGGUCCACCUACCACCGGGUCCACCUGCCACUGGGUCCACCUACCACCGGGUCCACCUACCACGGGUCCCCCUACCACCGGGUCCACCUGCCACUGGGUCCCCUACCACUGGUCUACCACUGGGUCCCCUACCACUGGGUCCCCUACCACUGGGUCCCCUACCACUGGGUCCCCACUCACCACUGGGUCCACCUACCACUGGGUCCACCUACCACUGGGUCCACCUACCACUGGGUCCCCCUACCACCGGGUCCUCCACUGGGUCACCUGCGGGUCCACCUACCACUGGGUCCACCUACCACUGGGUCCCCUACCACUGGGUCCCCUACCACUGGGUCCACCACACUGGGUCCACCUACCACCGGGUCCACCUACCACUGGGUCCCCUACCACUGGGUCCACCUACCACUGGGUCCCCUACCACUGGGUCCACCUACCAGGGUCCCCAACCACCGGGUCCCCAACCACCGGGUCACUACACGGGUCCCCUAUCACCGGGUCCCCUACCACCAGGUCCCCUACCACCGGGUCCCUCUAUCACCGGGUCCCCCAACCACUGGGUCCACUACCACUGGGUCCACCUACCACUGGGUCCACCUACCACCGGAUCCCUACCACCGGGUCCCCCUACCACUGGGUCCCCUACCACCGAGUCCACCUACCACCGGGUCCCCCCCACCGGGUCCCCUACCACCGGGUCCCUCUAUCACCGGGUCCCCAACCACUGGGUCCACCUACCACUGGGUCACCUACCACUGGGUCCUACCACCGGAUCCCCUACCACCAGGUCCCCCUACCACUGGGUCCCCACCACCGAGUCCACCUACCACCGGGUCUACCACCGGGUCCACCUACCACCGGGUCCACCUAUCACCGGGUCCCCUACCACCGGGUCCCCUACCACCAGGUCCACUACCACCGGGUCCCACCGAGUCCCCCUACCACCGAGGUCCACCUACCACCGGGUCCCCCAACCACCGGGUCCACCUAUCACCGGGUCCCCCUACCACCGGGUCCCCUACCACCAGGUCCCCUACCACCGGGUCCCUCUACCACCGGGUCCACUACCACCGGGUCCCCAACCACCGGGUCCCCUACCACGGACCCCUACCGGGUCCCUUAUACCAGGUCCACCAGAUAUCCCCAAUACCGAGCGGUGUCUGGCCAAGUCCUUAA